Messenger RNA from Ostertagia ostertagi, 552 nucleotides. Lineage: Eukaryota; Metazoa; Nematoda; Chromadorea; Rhabditida; Trichostrongylidae. The record is from the annotation of a GenBank genome assembly.
AUGUGUAAUGUCGUUAUAAAUCAUCUUGGCGACAUGCUGUGGGUGCCGCCGGCAAUCUACAAGAGUUCUUGUAUAAUAGAUAAUGUGGAAUUCUUCCCGUUCGACGAGCAGGUAUGUACGUUGGUGUUUUCGGAUCGUGGACGGUGGUAUAACGAGAAUGAGAUCAAACUUGAGUUUGAACAAGCUGAAUGGGUGGACUUGUCCGAGUAUGCACCAUCCUCCAUUUGGGAUGUAAUGGAUGCUCCCGCAUCGUUGGUGAACAAGCGGAGCAGGAUCGAAUUCCAAAAGAAAAACACUUUUCUACACGGUUGUGCUCAUCAUCCCUACUGUACUGAUGGCCUUUCUCAGUAUGGCAGUAUUCUUUCUGCCAACGGAUUCUGGCGAAAAGAUGACGCUCACAAUUUCCGUGUUGCUCUCCAUCGUUGUUUUCCUGCUGCUGGUCUCGAAAAUCCUUCCACCGACAUCCAGCACUAUACCGCUUAUGGCAAAGUAUCUGCUGCUCACGUUCGUGCUCAACGUCAUUACCAUCUUAGUUACCGUAAUUAUCAUUAA